This is a messenger RNA of Salvelinus fontinalis (brook trout), 5992 nucleotides long. Its product is annotated as SH3-containing GRB2-like protein 3-interacting protein 1. The coding region runs from base 542 to 3436 and encodes 964 amino acids. Lineage: Eukaryota; Metazoa; Chordata; Actinopteri; Salmoniformes; Salmonidae. The transcript has 27 exons. Gene Ontology annotation, biological process: clathrin coat assembly; clathrin-dependent endocytosis. The record is from RefSeq and is a predicted model, not a curated record. Gene Ontology annotation, cellular component: plasma membrane; cytoplasm; clathrin-coated pit.
UCCCUUGCGCUCUCGCGCUCUCUCUCUCUCUCUCUCUCUCUCUCUCUCUCUCUCUCUCUCUCUCUCUCUCUCUCUCUCUCUCUCUCUCUCUCUCUCUCUCUAUUCAACGGGCUGUAUUGGCAUGGAAAACAUAUGUUUACAUUGCCAAAGCAAGUCUGCCUCUCUCUCGGUCUCGGUUUUUUUCUCCUUUGCCUUUCCUCCUCAGCAUCCACUUCUGAUGCCGUGUGUCUGUGCUGUUGGGGCGACCGGAGCCUAACGCGCAGGGCCCUUCACCCGAUUCGCUGCACCUUCCCUGGGUCUCUGUCUCUUCCACUUCCCCCUGCCUGUCAGCCUGCUUGGAUACCUCCCCCACCCCCCGUAGGGAGAAACGACAGUCUGCUUCACUGGGGAGCCGUUCGGGAAUUAGCAAUGCCCAAUCCCGGCAUCCUUUAGCCACUUGGAAUAUCUCGGAUUUCUACAUCCGUUUGUCUGUCUCGCUAUCCAUCUGUCGCCGGUCUCCCUCCAUCCGUGGCGGGGGACAGAGGAAUGAACAUCUGCAACCAUGAUUCAAGGACUGAAGAAACGCACCAGGAAGGCCUUUGGGUUACGAAAGAAAGAGAAGGACACAGACUCCACGGGCUCCCCUGACAAAGAUGGAGUAAGUAGGAGAAAGAAAAAGACCAACGGGGCUCCAAAUGGCUAUUAUGGGGAGAUUGAUUGGGACCGAUAUGCCGCUCCAGACGUGGACGCUGAGGGCUUCAGUCUCAGACCCGGAGAGGAGAGAGGAACAGCUCCCAAAGGCAAGCAGCACUUCUCGUCCAGCGACACUGAGGAUGAGGACGACAACAGGAAGUUCAAGAUCAAGAUCAAGCCGUUGCCCUCCGACACUGCCAAGUGUGCCGUCCCCUCCAUGGAUGAACUGAAAGCUUCCGUUGGAGGUUUGGCGCUAUCUCCCUCUUUGAGGAGAAGUCCGAGACGCAGCCCGGGCUCGAUAAAGAGACACCUGUCUUGUGAGGAGAUCGCCAGACCCAGACGCUCCACCCCUACACCAAGCCCCGCACCUGAGACACAAAGUGAGAGAGUAUCCCAGAAUCGUAGAGGAUCCCCAGCUUUCUUCGGGCAUCCUCCUGAGACGACCUAUGAGACACACAGAUACGAUAGUAACAGAAAUGAUGGUGAGGAGAUCGCCAGACCCAGACGCUCCACCCCUACACCAAGACCCGCCCCCGAGACACAAAGUGAGAGAGUAUCCCAGAAUCGUAGAGCAUCCCCAGCUUUCUUCGGGCCUCCUCAUGAGACGACCUAUGAGACACACAGAUACGAUAGUAACAGAAAUGAUGUAGUCUGUAUAGAGGCUGAUGCUUGGUGUGACUCCAGACCAGACUCUGACUCCCCUUUGACCAGAAACUUUCCCACAGGAGCUCCUCCUCCACUUCCUCCCAAGAACAUCCAAGCAGCUAGUCAAGGCUAUUCUUCGUCUGAUUCUUCCGUUGAUUUACACAAUGGGAGAAUAGUCUCAAGCCCCGCCCCCAUUUACCUGAACGUCCAAUCCCCAGCCUCAUACAGAGGUUCCCCCGUGCCUGACCUGGAAGAUGUGUUCGGCCCCAUGGAAUCCUCCCGGAUUAAUGAGGGCAGGGCCUCGCCCCGAUGGGUCAGCUUCAACAGUGAGAGACCACCCCCACCGGAAGAACCGGCCCCGCCUCCGCCCCCUGCCUAUCCUCCUCCUGACUCGCCCAACUCCUUCUCUUCCACCCCAGACUCCCCCUGCUUCUCCCCGGGCCCUCCUCCGGAUGAGCCUCCCCCCUCCCCGCCGCCCUUUUCCUCUCCCCCCGACUCGCCCAUCUCCAUCAUCUCCAUUCCCCCUCCAAAUGAACCCGUUCCCCCACUGCCUCCCGACUUCUUGCCCCCAGACUCCCCGCCAUGCAUCGCCAUCAAUCCUAGUCUGUUUUUGGAUGAUGAUGAGAUACUGGAGUACUCCCUUGCUCCCUCUGCCCCUGCUGCCCCACUAGAGUACUCCCCUGCACCUACCAGUCCCAUCCCUCCCCCCCUGCCUGCGGAGCGCUCCCUUCGGGCAGGCAUCCCUUCCCCUCUGGUGUUCCUUAGGGAGGAGCAGCCUGACUUUAUGUCCUGGCCCCUGGUGCUGACCCCGGGCUUCAGGGGAAUGCCGUCCCCCCUCCUCCCGCCCACCUAUAGGCCCAUGGUGUCUUCCCCCGGACCCUGCCCAGGCAGUGGCCCCUCCUCUCCACCUCGCCCUGCCACGCCCCUGUCAGGAGGUAGUCCAGUACCUCCCCCUCUUCCUACAAGGCCCUCCUCUCGACCCAAACUGCCCCCUGGGAAACCAAUGGGAGACCUGGCUCGACCCUUCAGCCCCCCAGUCUCCGGCAGCCCCCCUCCCUUCGCCCCCUUGGCCCGAGCUGAGAGUUCCUCCUCCAUCACCUUGCUGAGCGCAGCCUCCACCCCCACCCUGGGGAGAGAGCUCAACAUAUCCACUACAGAGGAAAAACAGCCAACCAUGGUAUGGUUUGACCAUGGCCGGUUUUAUUUGUCUUUUGAAGGAUGCUCCAGAGGACCCAGCCCACUGACCAUGGGAGCCCAGGACACUCUGCCCGUGGCGGCUGCCUUCACCGAGACCAUCAACGCCUACUUCAAAGGAGCCGACCCAAGCAACCGGCAAAGCGACCCUCAUCAGAAUAAAUGCAACAAGUGUGUGGUGAAGAUCACUGGGGAGAUGGUGCUGUCUUUCCCAGCAGGCAUCACCAGGCACUUUGCCAGCCACCCGUCUGCCCCCGUGCUCACCUUCAGCAUCAGCAACUACUGCCGGCUAGAGCAGGUCCUCCCCAAUCCACACCUACUGUGCUGUGACACCACCAUGUCCAAUGUGGACACCAAGGAAUUCUGGGUAAAUAUGCCAAACCUGAUGAGCCACCUGAGGAGAGUGGCUGACCAGAAGCCUCAAGCAACCUACUACAAUGUGGACAUGAUCAAAUAUCAGGUGUCAGCUGAGGGGAUCCAGUCUACUCCCCUGAACCUGGCGGUGAGUUGGCGUGGCGACACCACCAGCACGGACCUCAGAAUAGACUACAAAUACAACAUGGAGGCCAUGGCCGCAGCCCCCUCCCCCUCCCCCCUCCACAACAUCCACUUCCUGGUCCCUGUGGACGGUGGCGUGGCCAAACCCCAAGCCAUGAUCCCCACUGCCACCUGGAACCCAGAACAGCAGAAUAUUCUAUGGAAGAUAUCAAGCCUUUCCCAAAGGUCUGAAAAUGGAGGAGUGGGGGCUCUACUGGGUAGGUUCCAGUUGACAGAGGGUCCCAGUAAGCCGUCCCAGUUGGCGGUGCAGUUCACCAGUGAGGGCAGCACUCUGUCAGGCUGUGACAUCCAGCUGGUGGGGACCGGCUACAGGCUCUCGCUGGUCAAAAAGAGAUUUGCAGCAGGGAAAUAUCUGGCGGACAACUAGUCACCACUGUUGUAAAAUGGAACCCUUUUGACUGUGAGGAUGAUGAGAGACUUUUUAUGGAUUCUUCAUUCGAUAUAAGUUACCAACUGAGAAACGUCUGAAACCUAAUGCUUGAGCAGGGAGGGGUAACUGAUGACAUAGCAGCAACAACAGGAUGUGAUGUAAUACGCACUGUCCACCAGGGUUCACCAGGGUAUAGCUUUAUGUUUUAACACACUCAAAUACAGUAGUCGCACUGUUGGAGUUUAUGCAAGUAGUCACCGCUUUUUUUCGUUUUGUGCACCUUGAGGGUUGUUGAGGUCAGUUGUAAAAUCUUUUGUCUGUAAUGUUUUCGUUAUGUGUCGGACCCCAGAAAGACUAGCUGUCGCCAUUGGCGUCGGAUAUUGGGCAUCCUAAUCAAUAAAACAUUUAGAAAUCAUAAUGAAAGAUAAUGGAUUCAACACAUUUACUCCCGUUUAGCAAAGUCAAUUAUCAUUGGCAGCACAUACAGUAAUCCAGCCUUAUUUGUGAGAAGAAUUCUAUGUGAAUGGGUGAUGGAUGGAAGAUGCACUGGACAGAUUUAUGUGAAUAGAUAGACACUGUUGUCGUUCAUUGAUAAUUCAAUUGAUUAUGACAAGAACAAUUGAUUAUGACAUAACAAUUGAUUAUGACCAGAACUCCACAUGCAGGGUUAGGAUGACAUUUUGAUGUUUUUUAUUUAUUUAUUGGGUUGAUUCAACUGAUAUGGUACCAGCUGGUACUGCACCAGCACGUUGAGGCCCACAACUUGGAGUUAACGUACAGACAACGUUAUUAUGUAUGUGGUGGUUGUGUGUUUUGCUGGGAGCAAGAUUGAGCAUCACCCAUUCACAAAAAAAUCAAGAAUGAUUUCAUAUUGUUUUCCUGAUUUGUGGAUGACAAAAACAAAGCAGUUGACCUUACAGGCUGAAUAGCAGAGUUGCCUUGGACCAGGUUCCAUUUCUUUCUGGAUUCUGUUUGUCCCUUGGAGUUGUUGUGUCCAGGAGUCCUACUCAAGAAUUACUGGUUGAAAUGACAUCAUUACAACUGGUUAGGGUGACCGGUAGCUUAGCGGUUAAGAGUGUUGGGCCAGUAACCGAAAGCUCACUGUUUUGAAUCCUAAGUCAACUAGGUGGAAAAUCUGUCAAUGUGCCCUUGAGCAAGGCACUUAACCCUAAUUGCUCCUGUAAGUCGCUCUGGAUAAGAGCGUCUGCUAAAUGACUAAAAUGUAAAUGCUAGAAUUACAUCAAUUACUGGUUAGAAGUAGGUCUUUAUGAGGUCAUUUCAACCAGUUUUGCCCGCUGGGAAGUAUAACCGGGGGACAUCAAAAAAGAUGGAAAAGUGCUUCAAGAAUGAUUUAUCUAAAAUAGAAUAAUAAUGAAUAUUUAACGGAAGCCCCUAAUGUUGUGUUUCUUGUUUUUCCACCAUGUGGAGUUAAUAGAUGUUUUAUCAUUUUCUAAUAGCAUUAUAUUGAAAAUCUAUUUGUAAAAAAGUGUAAAUAUGAAAGAAGCUUCUUCAUAUAUCCCUUUGGACAUAUGGGUGAUUCUGUGUUUGUCAAAUCAUAUUUAUGUUAUACGGUUGGUGAUAGCCUUUACAAUACAUUACAGAACACAUUUUUGUUUUGUUUUAUUUCUAAUGUGGAUUUCUUGUAAAAUACUGACUGUCCAAAUCUGCGUUACUCAAAUGUUUUUUUUUUAAACCUUUUUUUACUCUACAAUGCUAGUUCAUUUAUUUCAAGACAUUUAGGAUGUCCAGCAGCACACAAAAGAGUCCCCCCCCCCCCCCCCCCCUCCUAAUCCAAUGCUAUUCUGACCUAGACUGGGUAAAGAAAACAGUAGUGAGUGUAGCGUUCAGUCUAAUGUAACCAGGUUCAUUCAGACCUACGUCUGUUAUAGUACGUGUACUAUGUGAUUGUUUUUUACUGUAACUUCUAGUCAAGUUCAUGUCAUCGUGUUUGACCUUUCACCUGAAGAUUUAAACUUUAAACCUUUGACCUUUGGCAUGAAUCCACAACAACAUUAUCACACUUCCAUGAUACUAUUCCAGUAACGUCCUCCUAUGUUUCCUCCCGACUUGCACACCAACAACAAGUAGUUUUGUGUAACUGUAAUUGUUUUGCUCCUGCCCAUCUCAAGGAGAAAAAAUGUUUUGUGUACUAUUUUCACUUUAUGACAAUGGUAAUAGAAUUAACUCACGUUGUUGUUACUUAUUUCCAAAAUCAGUAUAUUCAAAAUGAGUCGCGACCAAUGACAAAAGAGUGUUUUUAUCUUUGACAUUAUCAAUAACUAUGGUAAAUAUAUUUCAACUUUACUUUUUUUGUCCUGGUUGCAAUAUUUAAUUUAUUUCUUUGAGCCUAACUGGUCCUUUAAAAAGUAUUCACAAAUACAAAUAAACGUUUUUUCUGUCAGUAUUUUAUUCACUGCAUAGGACACUGAAUAUGCAAACAUACCAUGUACAUUUCCCAUCCAAAGAUUUUAAGAGUAAAUAUAUAAAAAGUUAAUAUAAUGUAAUAACUGUUUUACUUGGUAAUAAAGAAUGGGAGAAUGUUGGAAAUUAAAA